Molecule: messenger RNA, 1526 nt
Organism: Trachymyrmex septentrionalis
Lineage: Eukaryota; Metazoa; Arthropoda; Insecta; Hymenoptera; Formicidae
Gene: Slimp
Product: serine--tRNA synthetase-like protein Slimp
Exons: 2
Coding region: 64-1500 (478 amino acids)
Biological process (GO): seryl-tRNA aminoacylation
Cellular component (GO): mitochondrion
Molecular function (GO): tRNA binding; ATP binding; serine-tRNA ligase activity
Source: RefSeq, a predicted model, not a curated record
CGCCGCAAAAACGAAAGAUUGAAACCAUAACACAGGAAGAUCUGGACAUAAAUACUGCGUCAGAUGCUAAAAUUUACUUACGCUUUAAAGCGUACAUACAGAACUUUGAUAUGUGAUGUUCGUCUAAGGACUGCCCACCCACUAAACUUUGAGAGAGAUUAUAGUUCAGCACUGUACAUUUCCGGUAAUAAGGCUUACAAAUCGUUUGCGUAUCUGUCGCCAUAUUUAGACUUCGAUGAGAGAUUCGCCAAUAUAGACAAAUUACAGAAAAAUCUCGCAUUGCGCGGGAUGGAUGUAGACAUCGUUCUAUUGAAGGAAGCGUGGGAUUUCUAUACAAAGAUGGUUGCGGACAGAUAUGCAUUAGAAAACAAUAACAAGAAACUGACGGAUCGCAUGAGAACUCUACUGGAAAACGUCGAGCAUACUGCUGAGCAGGAACAAGAGAUGCUCAAGUUGCGCACACAGCUCAAGAUCAUAAGACAAGAUUUAAAGACGAUGAAGGAAGCGAUGUGGGACUUAGAUGAAGAUGUAAUAGAAAAGGUCUUGAAAUUACCGAACGAGUUGGAUCCUAGAACGCCUGUCGGCGAACCGGUGAUACUGAAGAGUGUUGGCAACUUGCCAGAAAUAUCGGAAAAGAAGAGAAGUCACCUCGACGUUGGGACUAGUCUAGACCUGCUAGAAUACAAGAAUCCUAUGUGUUAUUUCCUAAGCAAUGACGCGGCUUUGUUCGAGCUUGCUAUACUGGCACACGUAGGCCGAAUUCUUGGCGAAAACAACAUGAUUAAGAUAGUCGGUACUGAUUUCAGCCGCAGUUUUGUGGUAGAGGCUUGCGGUUUAAAUCACGAGGAUCCUAUGACCACUUUUGUGAUAGAGAAUCAUAACGAAGUCGAGAGAGGUUCGCCAAAUCGCAUGCAUCUGGUCGGUGGCGCAAGCUUGGCCUCUUUCCUGGCAUUGCAUACAAAGCAGCUGAUAAAUCCCAAGAAUUUCCCGCUCAAGUAUUUUGCCACGGGCAGACAGUAUAUACCAUCACCGCAAGAUUCGCACACUUAUGGCUUAUUCACCGUAUGCCAGGCUUCCGUUGCACACUCCUUCAUCAUGGUAAAAGACGCAAAGAGCGAGCAAUACAAAAUUUUGUUCGAAGAACUUUUGGAGAUUGUAUGCAGAUUGUACGACGAUCUGUGCGAUCAUUAUCGCGUCGUCAUGCGACCCGCAUCCGAGUUGCAAUCUUCUGAGGAAAUGCGCGUAUCUUUCGAGAUGUGGUCGCCAUUCAUGAACCGAUACAUUGAGAUCGGUCACGUAUCUACAUAUGGUGAUUAUUUCAGCAAGAGAUUACUGAUUGCCUAUCAAACAUCCACUGGCAGGGAAUUCCCUACCAUAAUAUCAGGCACUGUUCUCUCCGUUCCGCGUCUACUGGCUUGUCUGCUCGAACAGAAUCCUGACAGAUUCGUGAUUCCAUUAAAGAUUGCCGAAUUUAUAUUGUCAGACAAUUAUGUUAUGUAAAUUAGUCAUAAAAAUAUAUAAUUUUG